This is a messenger RNA of Brassica rapa (field mustard), 660 nucleotides long. Its product is annotated as 60S ribosomal protein L23a-2. Gene Ontology annotation, molecular function: structural constituent of ribosome; rRNA binding. Gene Ontology annotation, cellular component: ribosome. Gene Ontology annotation, biological process: translation. Lineage: Eukaryota; Viridiplantae; Streptophyta; Magnoliopsida; Brassicales; Brassicaceae. The record is from RefSeq and is a predicted model, not a curated record.
AUGGCCAAACAUGUGUUCACCUUUAAGUAUGUCCCAUGUGCUAAUACUGUUAUGAUUUUGUGGAAAGGAUCUCACUUUGAGCAAUGGCUCCAGCUAAAGUCAGGCCAAAUCAUCAAGAAGAAGGCGAAGAAGAUCAGGACAAAGGUGACGUUCCACAGGCCAAAGACACUGACGAAGGCUAGAGACCCAAAGUACCCACGCAUCAGUGCAACUCCAAGGAACAAGUUGGACCACUACGGAAUCCUCAAGUACCCACUCACCACCGAGUCCGCAAUGAAGAAGAUUGAAGACAACAACACCUUGGUCUUCAUUGUUGACAUCCGUGCAGACAAGAAGAAGAUCAAGGAUGCUGUCAAGAAGAUGUAUGACAUUCAGACGAAGAAAGUCAACACACUCAUUAGGCCUGAUGGAACGAAGAAGGCGUACGUGAGAUUGACUCCUGAUUACGAUGCUUUGGAUGUGGCUAACAAAAUCGGAAUCAUCUAAUCCAUCAAUCCAUUUUCCUUUUGUUCAAAACAGACUUCAUGUUUUUCUCUUCUGUAGUUUCAGUUUUGUUAGAAAAAUGAAGGAUAAUACAUCUCUUUGUGCUUUAAUCGUUGGACUCAAAAGUGUUGGUACUUACUGGUGCGUUAUAAUUUUCUUAUUAUCAUGUUCUCCUCU